AUGGAUCUUAUUUUUACUGUUGCAAUCGGAAUUCUACAUCAGGCCUCACAUUUAUCAUUGACAAAAAUCAAAAUUGCAAAAGGCUGCAAAGCUCAAAAUUUAAUAUGAAUGUUGAUCCUAUUUUUUACAAUAAUUUUAUCUACUUGAUUGGUGGAAAUUAUAAUCUGGCUGAGAGGUACGAUUUUAAACGAAACGUGUGGGAAAAGAUGGCAAAAAUACCUCAGGGUUUGAAUUUACAAUAUAGUUGUAAUGCGAGAUAUAGAGAUUCCAUUCUUAUAG
This is a messenger RNA of Blepharisma stoltei, 279 nucleotides long. NCBI's taxonomy places the organism in Eukaryota, Ciliophora, Heterotrichea, Heterotrichida, Blepharismidae. The record is from the annotation of a GenBank genome assembly.